GAGAGAGAGAGAGAGAGAGAUAGUGUGAUAGGUCUUUAUUCAAACCGAGCUCCCCAUGUUAGCAGCAGCAGCGGUUUAUUUUUCAUUCAGAGAGUUAGUGUUUCUGUCUGAUGCACAUCCACUGUGACUGGCGAUCCUGUUGCCGCAGACUACUGCUACCUUUGUGGUCAGAGUAACUCUCGUUGGUUCGUGUUCUCCCUGGAGGAGGCUAUCUGACUGGAGUUAAACAACGAUACAACACACCAAGUGACUACUGAGAUCCACUAGUCUUCCUGAUGAGAGGCUUCCUGCUGCUAUGUCUGCUGGCACUGGGCCAUGCCAAGCCCUACCAGCCAAUUAACGUCUUGGACUUCAUGAGGGACCAUGAAAUCAUGAUGCAGGAUGCCGAUGAUGACGAUGAUGAUGACGACAACGCCCUUACGGACUGCCCCUUCGGCUGUCAGUGCUCCCUACGGGUGGUGCAGUGCUCUGAUCUAGGGUUGCUCUCCGUGCCCGAGAACAUUCCCACCGACACGCUAAUGAUCGACCUCCAGAACAACGACAUCACCGAGGUCAAGGAGGACGACUUCAAAGGCAUUAACAAGAUCUACGCCCUGUUCCUUGUUAACAACAAGAUCUCGAAGAUCCAUCCCAAAGCAUUCCGUAACAUGGAUCGGCUACAGCUGUUGUACCUGUCCUACAACCAGUUGACACAGAUACCUGCCAACCUACCCCGGAACAUCCUGGAGCUGCGUAUCCACGACAACAAGAUCAGCAACAUCCAGAAGGAGGCCUUCAAAGGGCUCAAGUCUGUGCAUGUUCUGGAGAUGAGUGCUAACCCGUUAGCUAACAACGGGAUAGAGCUGGGAGCAUUCGACGGCAUGGAAACGCUGUAUAUCAGGAUCGCGGAGGCCAAGCUCACAGCUGUACCUAAAGACCUCCCAUCUUCACUCACAGAGCUUCACUUGGAUUAUAACAAGAUCAACAAAGUAGAAAUUGAGGACUUUUUCAGAUAUAAAAAAAUACAAAGAUUAGGACUGGGCUUCAACCAAAUCAAGUUUGUUGAGAAUGGAAGCUUCGCCAGUAUACCCAACGUCCGUGAAAUCCACCUGGAUAACAACAAACUGAAGAAGGUUCCGCCUGGCCUCAACUCACUGCGGUAUCUACAGGUGGUGUACCUUCAUGCUAACAGCAUCAGCAGUGUGGGGGUGAAUGAGUUCUGCCCUGUCCGCUCCAGUGUUAAGAAGACCUUGUAUAUGGGCAUCAGUCUGUUCUCUAACCCUGUUAAGUACUGGGACGUCCAGCCCGCCACUUUCCGCUGUGUGUCUGGACACAGAGGGGUUCACCUGGGCAACAACCGGAGGAAGUAACAUAUAUACACACACACACACACACACACACAGGGGGAUUCAGCUGGGCAACAACCGGAGGAAGUAACACACACACACACAGGGGGAUUCAGCUGGGCAACAACCCGAAGAAGUAAAACACACACACACACACACACACACACACACACACACACACACACACACACACACACACACACACACACACAGGGGGAUUCAGCUGGGCAACAACCGGAGGAAGUAACACACACACACACAGGGGGAUUCAGCUGGGCAACAACCCGAAGAAGUAAAACACACACACACACACACACACACACACACACACACACACACACACAGAUUCAGCUGGGCAACAACCGGAGGAAGUAACACACACAAUGGCAAGGUGAAGUUCUAACCAUAUGGUCAUAUCUAUCCGACAUAGUUACAGAUCUACAAGUGCCUACCUGCCUAGGGAAUUGGGUGUCUGUCAGGAUCACAAGCCAUCCUAUAGCGCCUCCUUCUGGUAGACUUCAGUAAUACCCACGUCCUCAACACACAGGAUGUUGUUGUUGUAAAGACCAACUCUUCGUUCCUCCUCAACGAGUCAACAAACGCAUCCACCCCUGUUUGUACUUCAGUGUUUUAGUGGAUAUCUUUGUUUCUUCUCUGUUUAGGAAUGAGUAUAAUCUGCUGGAUGUGUUGUCUUCUGAUUUCUUACUGACACUGCAUGCCUCCCUUUUGUAAUCUGCUAGCCUAAAUAAAACUAGUUUUCAUGGUGCUAAUAAACGUAUAUAUAUAUUUACAGAAACUAGUCAACGUUAUAUGUCUAGAUGGUGAUAAACAUAAAAUGACAGAAAAUGCUAGUCAACUGUUACAUUACAUGGUCUACAUGCUAAACGUUUCUAAUUAAAGAAACUAGUCAACUGUUACAAACGUUUCUAAUUAAAGAAACUAGUCAACUGUUACAAACGUUUAUAAUUAAAGAAACUAGUCAACUGUUACAAACGUUUAUAAUUAAAGAAACUAGUCAACCUUUACAUGUCUACAUUUGAACAUGAUUAUCUAUUGUAGCAUUACAUGUAUGUAACUGUUCUAAUUAAAUAAACUUGACAUAUAAAAUACAGAAAA
Messenger RNA from Oncorhynchus gorbuscha (pink salmon), 2441 nucleotides. It is a transcript of the gene aspn, whose product is annotated as asporin (LRR class 1). Gene Ontology annotation, molecular function: protein binding. NCBI's taxonomy places the organism in Eukaryota, Metazoa, Chordata, Actinopteri, Salmoniformes, Salmonidae. The transcript is spliced from 8 exons. The coding region runs from base 276 to 1349 and encodes 357 amino acids. The record is from RefSeq and is a predicted model, not a curated record.